UGGCCGCUAAACAUUGCAGUGAUUCAGCCGGGCUUCCCAGGCCAUGGCUCGUGCAGCGAGGCGCAGCGCUGACACUGAGUCGCUUCCUGGGGUGAAGCUUUUCGUGGCUUCCACGGGCUGGCCGUACAAACCGACGCAUUCGCCAAAAUCACCUUUGUUGGUGCUCGCCGUUGCGGAAGGAGAGCCGUAUUUGUCGAGCUACGGCCAUGUGUGCCGGAGGCACGGGGACUUUGUUUGCAAGGUGGCCAAACCGGAUCAUGACAACAUCUUCCUGAUCGACUUGUCGCAGGUGGGGACGUCCGAGGAGUGGAAAAUGGAGGCCAAGAAUCCAGGCAAGUCAACAAAGAUGCUGGUGAAAUGGUUUGCAAAGUUCAACUGCGUGAACGCAGCAGUCGUGGUCCAUGGUGACUAUUCGGGAUUGGUUGCAAACCUGCUGGAGUCUCCCUUGGUAGGUGCCUCAAAACUUGCAAAAGUGUUCCUGCUCUCUCGCGCCGGCGCGCCGGUGCCACGGAAGCUGGUUGAGAGGUUAAGUUGCGCGGAAGUUCAGAUGAUGGAGCCCACCCCAGAUGCAGUGGCCAGAGCAUGGCGGGGGGCCAAUGAAGAUUACAUAGAACCCGCUCUGGAGCAGCUGUAUUUCAUGUCGGUUGAUUUUGUUUUGGAUCCUCGGACCAAGCAGUUGGCGCAGAAGGCCAAGAACAUAACUUCCAUGGUUACAAUGCCCAUUAGUGACAUAAGUUUGCAGGCAACAGCGCCCAAGGCGGAAGGAGCUACUUUCGAGGCAGGCAAGAUUCUGUUUUGAGCUUCUGUUUUGGGACCUCGAGGACCAGGGAGAUGUGUUGUUUAAAUUGGGUUGGGCCUCAUGCCCCUCAACUGAGUAAUUGGGUUUGUUUUGCCCCAACCAUGACGUUGAGCUCUGAAGGUGAAGGGCCCGGUUGGCGCAGCAGUACAGAACGUGCAGACGCACCAUUUGAGAUUGGGAAUGGCAUUCUCUGGUUUGGUUGUGCAAGUCCUGGCCGUGAUUUCAACUGGGCCCACAGCGCGCAUGAUGCUGGCAGACACGGUUGGUUGUGUAGAAGCCUUCGUGCCAAAGGACGUGCAAGCUCAGAUGCGCCAAGGGUGUUCCGUUUCUUUGGACGGAUGGGUCACCAGUGUGGACGGCCAUGUCUUCAUUGUGGUGACCAAAGCCACUGCUGGAGAACUCAGGGAAGGUUAUGGAACUGCUCAGCCAGGUCUCCGAAACACGACUGAAAGAACUCGGCGCUUUGGAGUGUUGUUGCUGCGUGGGUCCAAGUGCGUGCUGUCCCGCAAAGGCGCUAUUGUUUCAGUGCCUUGUGGAGAAGCGAAGAGCUUUGAGACUGCAGAGCAAGCUGCGACGCAUGCCGUUUGCGUGGCAUGUGACAUCUACCCAGAUGAGUUUGUGAUUCUUCGGGAUGUCGCCCCAGCCGUAGUGUACGACAAAAGCGACGGACCCGGUGCGAUUGUAACAAUCUUUGCCGCCGUGGCCACCAAUCCCCCUCCUCCAGGCAGCGAGGAGUCCGAGUCCGAAGAUGAAGACGACCUCUAUGAUUGGUUUUCCUUUGGGCGGGCCAUGUCUCGCUUGAACCAUGCCCAUGAGAAGAAAGCGGUAGCUGCCAUUGCAGAAGUUGUAGCAGAAGCGGUUCGUGAAGGAAUAGUUCUCCCGGACUACCCGCUGACAUUUGGUUGCGCCCCGGCCGAGGUCACCACCCUGGCGCCUGCAGCCUUUCCAAUGGAACCGAUGGAACCGAUGGACUUGGUCCCUGUGACUGUGCUCAGCGGUUUUCUGGGUGCUGGCAAAACUACUUUGCUUACCCACAUCCUAAAAAACGUGGAAGGUAUAAAGGUUGCGGUCAUCGUGAACGACAUGGCAGCGGUGAAUAUUGAUUCUCAGUUUGUGGUGGCGGCAGACGUGCAACAGAAGAUUGAGAAAGUUGUUGAAAUGAGUAAUGGAUGCAUUUGUUGCACGCUCCGUGAGGAUCUGUUGAGCGGGAUUGUUGAGCUCACGCAGCAGAAGAAGUAUGACUACAUCAUUGUAGAAUCUUCUGGUAUUUCGGAGCCCCUCCCUGUUGCGGAGACAUUCACCUUCGAUGACAAGUCGAGCGGGCUCUUGUUGAAGGAUGUGGCCCGUUUGGACACCAUGGUGACAGUUGUAGACGGCGCCAACCUCUUCUCCAAUCUAGAAUCCUUGGAGACGACCAAGUCUAGUGGCCAAGCAGCCUAUGAGGAUGAUGAGCGACACUUGGCGCAGCUCUUGGUUGACCAAAUCGAGUUUGCCAACGUCAUCCUUGUCAACAAAUGCGACCUCCUAUCUCUGGAGCAAGUUGCGGAGGUCAAGGCAGUGAUCUCCCGGAUGAACUCUGAGGCCGCUGUUUUUGAGACCACUCGCUCAAACGUCAGCCUCUCAGCUGUGUUGAACACGAAGCGCUUCACCAUGGAUGGUGCAGAGAAGCACGACAUGUGGCUGAAGGAAGCCCGCAUUGGUGAGCACAAGCCAGAGACAGCUGAGUUUGGCAUCCGGCAUUUCAUCUACAAGCGGCACAAGCCAUUCCACCCAGGCCGCUUUGCAAAGUUGGUGAACGCUCCCGAGGCACUUCCGGACGUGCUGCGGGCCAAGGGGUACGCAUGGAUCGCCAGCAAAGGAGGCUAUGAGUUUGUGUCCAUUUUUGAGGCAGUGGGUUUCUUGCGGAACCUUCGACAGGGACAGCCCUGGUGGGCAGCUCUGGAGAAAGAUCUGUGGCCUGAUGGUUUGUGGGAAGACUUGAAGCCUUUGUGGACUGACCCGCAUGGAGAUCGAGCCCAGGAAAUCGUGUUCAUUGGCAGAUUCCAAGAUCCCUCUACCAUCGAAGCUUUGCUGGAUCUUUGCCUCCUCACGGACAAGGAGAUGGCUUUGGAGACUUGGAACUUUGAAGGCCAUGAUCAGUUGCCAUGGCAGUUGGGAGAGGAUCAACGCCCACAUGAGGGACAUCUUGCAAGUGGCCCUUGCCCAGCGCCGGCUGCAUGAUUUUUGUCUAGGCAUAGAGGUUGGCGGGUGUGCUUCAAUAGUGUUGGGCCCAGCGCAAUCAUGUAAAGAUGGGACGGCAGAAUACUGGCUUGAGGCCACCACUUCGGCAGCACACCUGUACCUCGUUGUGUGCCUUUUCAUGGAAGGUUUGAAGAAUUCGACCUGGAGCCACUGGCCGCACUGCAUCUUCCAGUGCGACACGAGGGUAGUGAUUUCAUUCCAAGCUUCAUAGUGCUGCAAAGGAAGUUCCCUUGGCACGUUCAUGUGCUUGGGACUGACAGCCACGAGGCCAGUUAUGUAGAGGGGCGCAAUGGUUCGAAACUUUUAUCUUCACCGAGCCGAAGAAAAGC
This is a messenger RNA of Effrenium voratum, 3369 nucleotides long. The record is from the annotation of a GenBank genome assembly. NCBI's taxonomy places the organism in Eukaryota, Dinophyceae, Suessiales, Symbiodiniaceae.